Messenger RNA from Phyllopteryx taeniolatus (common seadragon), 1316 nucleotides. Its product is annotated as transmembrane O-methyltransferase homolog. Gene Ontology annotation, biological process: dopamine metabolic process; developmental process; catecholamine catabolic process. NCBI's taxonomy places the organism in Eukaryota, Metazoa, Chordata, Actinopteri, Syngnathiformes, Syngnathidae. The record is from RefSeq and is a predicted model, not a curated record. The coding region runs from base 409 to 1179 and encodes 256 amino acids. Gene Ontology annotation, molecular function: catechol O-methyltransferase activity. The transcript has 5 exons.
AGCUGAUUGGAUCACCGUGGUCACCUGGUGUCUCGCAGCAUUUUAUUAGUGAUCAAAACAACUCUCGCUCUUAUUGGUGUGCCAGAAGCCAAGGUGGGCGGGGAUAGUAACAUAAAGGAAGUCACUGUUUACCUGAACAUCGACUCAAAAGACCAAACCAUACUCUUAUUGUGAAGUAGAACCGGAUUUACUGGGAUUUUAUAGCCUCCUUUUGGCUCCCUUUAUUCAGUCGUACUGACGGGACGCCGCAGUGUGCAAACUACAAAAGAAUCAAUAACAAACAACAAAAAUCAAUCAUAACAUUAUUUCCUCAGUCAAAAUCAGCUGUUGCAUCUGUGCCUGGCAGGACACACGCCGACUCUGCAGCUUGUUUUUGAAGACUCGAAAACAUUUUGACGGUCCCGUCAAAUGUCUUCUUGGUUGAUGGCGGUGUCUUUGCCGCUGCUUCCCGCCGUCCUGCUGGUGUUGGGUCGCCAUCGCGUCCGAGUGGCCAAGUUCUGCCGUGGCGCGUUGGACAGGAUGCGGCGGCUGCUGCGGGGACGCGCCUGCGCCAAGAGCACGCACGCCUUCGUCUUCUCCCGCUGCAUCCACGGCAACGCCGGCAGCGUUCUGGAGACCUUUGACCUCUACGCGGAGACGCACGCCUCCGCCUCAGUCGGCCCGCAGAUUGGGGAGGCCUUGGAUAAGGUGGUGCGGCGCGUCCGGCCCUCUCGGGUGCUGGAACUGGGGACGCACUGCGGCUACAGCUCAGUGCUCCUGCUGAGUCUGCUGCCCGCCGAUGGCAGGCUGCUCACGGUGGAGCAGGACCCCGCGGUGGCCGACCUCGGGGAGGAGAUCAUCCUGGUGGCGGGCUUCAAACAGUCUCAGUUCCAGGUGUUGACAGGCAGUUCAGGUAAGACCAUCCCAACACUGCGCCCUUUUAUGGAACCAGCUCCAGGGACCGGAAACAGCUUCAACCUGGUGCUCAUGGACCACGAUCCCCAGCAGUACCUUGUGGACCUGCUGGCUCUGGAGAGCGAGGGUCUGCUCUGCCUCUCAGGCUGCUCCAUAGUUCUGAUCAUCAGGAACCAGCGAGACAAAAGUCUGGAAGAACUGGUCAGCGCAAGACCAGAUUGCUACAGCAUCAAGUCGCAGGUUCCUGGGAUGGUAGAGCUCUUCUACCAGAAGAACCGCACAUGACGAUGCUUCCCUUAGGAAACCAUGUAAAAGGGAAUUCAAUUUUCUGCCUAAAAAUGGAGAGAAUUGCCUACAAACCCCAAAUUUCAAUCAAGUUGCCACAUUGUGUAAAAUAAAGACUUUACAAUCCUUCAACCUCC